Psylliodes chrysocephalus is the source of this 2555-nucleotide messenger RNA. The record is from the annotation of a GenBank genome assembly. Lineage: Eukaryota; Metazoa; Arthropoda; Insecta; Coleoptera; Chrysomelidae.
GUAAUGUGUUGGAAAAAGUUUUCUAUCAUACGAACUUCCUCGUUACUGUCAAAACUCGGCCUAACAUAUACGUUACGGAUAACGUAAACGUUCAAUCAUAGAACGCAUUGUUUAUAAAAGUAUUUUCAUUUCUUUUAUUUUAUCCUUUUACAGGAAAAUUGCUUGUUAUUUUAUUAACGUCUUUGACUUAACCACCCUAUAUCAAUAGAGAAUACAUGGCAAAAAUAUGAUUUUUGACCACAGUGUAUCAUGAGUAACUUGGCAACAUUGACGUCAAUCAUUCUGUCUUCUGUGAAAUUUGAUUUUAAAAGCUUUAAUUGAUGAAUAAAAAUCAUAGAAAUAUUCAUAUUUUAGCGAUUAACAAGUCUGAUAUGUACUGUUUCUAAAAAUUCAGAAAAUAAAUAAUUUUUUAAUUUAGGAUGACAUUUUCUUUUUGACAAUGACAGACAAAUGUCAUUGUCAUCGCUGUCUGUAGAGUGGGAGGCGAAAAUUCUGGAAUGAAAUAGAAAUUUCGAUAAGAAUUUAUAUAGGAGGUUCUUGUUAAACAUUUAAAUAGUGAAAUAUAGAAAGUUAUUUACCAGUGAAAUGGAAAAGGUCGCCGCUUUGAAAGAUAAAGGAAACGCAGCCCUUAGCGCAAACAAAAUAGACGAAGCAAUCAAAUAUUAUUCAGAAGCCAUCGAGCUAGAUCCCAAAAACGCCGUUUUAUUUUCAAAUAGAUCGGCGGCUUACGCGAAGGCCAGCCAAUACGAAUUAGCUCUAAAAGAUGCCGAAAAGGCUGUCGAUAUCAAACCGGACUGGUCGAAGGCCUAUUCUAGGAAAGGCGCUGCUCUAUCGUAUUUAGGUAGAUACGAUGAUGCGAUCGCUACUUAUGAAAAGGGGUUGCAAAUCGAUCCUAGUAAUGCCCAACUUACAGAAGGUUUGACGGAGGUGAGAUGUCAAAAAGCGCAAAAAAAUCGUUCGAUUCCAAAUCCCUUCUCCGGUCCAGACGUAUUAAUGAAAUUGAGAUCUGAUCCCAGGACCAAAGCCUAUUUAGACGAUCCCGAAUAUUUAGCUUUGCUUGCGCAACUCCAGUCGAAUCCGCAGACCCUAGGAAGCAAAUUGCAAGAUCCUAGGGUGCUGACGACUCUUAGCGUUCUAAUAGGAAUGGAUCCUGGCGCCGAUGAACCUAUGGACACUGAACCAAUUUACACGCCGCGGCCUAAGAGGGCGGAACCUAAACCUCAGCCCAAGAAGGAGCCUGAACCCGAGUUGCCUGAGAAUAAAAGGCUAGCGAUGGCCGCCAAAGAAGAAGGCAACUCGUAUUACAAAAAGAAAGAUUUCGAAAACGCCAUCGUCCAUUACACCAAAGCCAUCGAGCACGAUCCCACCGACAUGACGUUCUACAAUAACUUGGCCGCCGUCUAUUUCGAACAGAAGGAGUACGACGAGUGCAUAAAGCAAUGCGAAAAAGCGAUCGAAAUCGGUCGCGAAAACCGAGCCGAUUUCAAAUUGAUCGCGAAAUCGUUCAUGAGAAUCGGCAACGCCUGUAGGAAACUGAAGGAUUACAAAACGGCGAAGACCUACUACGAAAAAUCCAUGUCCGAACAUAGAACGCCGGAGAUCAAGACUUUGUUGUCGGAAGUGGAAAGGAUCAUCAAGGAUGAGGAGUUGAAAUCUUAUGUUAAUCCCGAAUUGGCCGAGAAGGAGAAGGAACAAGGUAACGAACUAUUCAAAAAGGGCGACUACGCCACGGCCGUCAAACACUACACGGAAGCCAUCAAACGCAACCCGGACGAUCCGAAACUGUUCAGCAACCGCGCCGCCUGCUACACGAAACUAGCCGCCUUCGAUUUGGGCCUCAAAGACUGUGAUAGAUGCGUCGAACUCGAUCCGAAAUUCAUCAAGGGCUGGAUCCGCAAGGGACAUAUCCUGCAAGGCAUGCAGCAAUCGAGUAAAGCCAUCGUAGCUUUUCAAAAAGCCUUGGAACUCGAUCCGAACAACUCCGAAGCGCUGCAGGGAUACAGGGCGUGUACGAUCGAGAACGCGAAUUUGGACGGCGGCGAUCCGGAGAAGAUCAGGCAACGCGCGAUGGGCGAUCCGGAGGUGCAGCAGAUUUUGAGGGAUCCCGCGAUGCGGAUGAUUUUGGAACAAAUGCAGAACGAUCCGAAAGCUUUGCAGGACCAUCUAAAGAAUCCCGAUAUAGCCGCGAAGAUACAGAAGUUGCUCGAAUCUGGAUUGAUUGCUAUUCGCUAGUUUAGUUUUAUUAUUAUUAUUGAUUAAUAAUAGUUGAAUUCGGAAAUAAUGGGCAGUAAUGGAAUGUGCGAAGUAAGAGGAAACGAUUCAGUAGCGGGUAUAUAUUGAAUAUUGCAUAGUAAUGGUAUUUCUUCACGGAUUAUUGUUUAUUAUUUUCGGAUUCAACUAUAUUUUUUUUUUGUUUCUAUUUAAUUACAUUAGGAUUUUUAUUUUUGUGAAUUGGUAUGAUUAUCAGUUGAUGAAUGAUUCUAUUUCCAAAUAGAUGCUCUUUUGUAUUCUUUAGGUUGUAACAUCAUUAAAGUCUUGGUUGAAUUGAACCUAUA